UAAAAGCGUAGAUUCACAGUAGGUAAUUUUGACAGUAGUCUUUUUACCUGUGGUUUGAAUGUGAUCCCAUUUCCCGCCAUUGCUUAAGUAAAAACAAAUGAAUAAUCGAUUUUCACUGGUUUUUUCUUUUCGUGCGUCGGCAGAAGCAGCUGUUUUAUUGUUUGCUCAUUCUCAUUUUAUCUUCUACAGCCAUCGGUACAGCCAUGUCCACCACGCGUCCGACUUCCGACAGCCAACCAAAUCUCAACAUGUCGAUUACUUCCAGUGCUACUACUACUACUACUACAAAAGGUAUCAUUGAUUGUGUUGAAAAAUGCACGUGUCACGCCACGCAAGGUUGGCAUGAAAUAUUUCGUCGUUUCACGACCUGUCAAAAUUCUGUAGACGGUGAGACGACGGCUCAUUCGUCGAGUGAAAACAUUCAAAGUGUCGCUCGCAAUUCAACUCGGGUGCCAUCGUUUCUGUUCCGCCAACAUCGCAGCAGUUCAAAUUCGUCUCCCCGUAACAUUCUAGACAGGUUGAUUCCAUCUCGUUCAGAAACGAAUAUGCAGCUGGCUCAGCAUCUUUUUUCGACCACGUCACAUCGUCCCGUCGGAGACGACUCUGAGCAACACUCCCGGCAAGUCACGCCAAUUCUCACAUUCGGCAAUAAAGUUGUGAGAGUGAAACCGAUGGCAUCUUUGUCUUGUGGUACGACUCCUAAAUCCAAAUUUGAAUUCCCCACUUUACCCCAUCGAGUUAUGUACGCCCGGGAACCGGGAAUCCAUUUCAGUAAAACCAAAAAUAAAAAAUUGCCUCACGAUGGCAAUUAAUGAAUGUGUGAAGAGAAACGAGAAAAUAUGACUAAACAUUUAAAGGUUU
Molecule: messenger RNA, 861 nt
Organism: Daphnia pulicaria
Lineage: Eukaryota; Metazoa; Arthropoda; Branchiopoda; Diplostraca; Daphniidae
Exons: 2
Coding region: 204-812 (202 amino acids)
Source: RefSeq, a predicted model, not a curated record